Molecule: messenger RNA, 936 nt
Organism: Thermothelomyces thermophilus ATCC 42464
Lineage: Eukaryota; Fungi; Ascomycota; Sordariomycetes; Sordariales; Chaetomiaceae
Exons: 3
Coding region: 75-557 (160 amino acids)
Biological process (GO): translation
Cellular component (GO): cytosolic large ribosomal subunit; ribosome
Molecular function (GO): structural constituent of ribosome
Source: RefSeq, a predicted model, not a curated record
AUUUUUUCGCAGCCCGCAGCAACUAACGACUUCGACACAUCGAUCCACGCCGACACACCCAGUAAACAGGCAAGAUGGGUCACCCCGCAGGUCUCCGUGCUGGUACGAGAUACGCCUUCUCUCGGGGCUUCCGGCAGCAUGGCCAGAUCAGGCUGUCGACCUACCUGAGACAGUACAGGGUUGGCGAUAUUGUCGACAUCAAGGUCAACGGUGCUGUCCAGAAGGGUAUGGCCCACAAGGUCUACCACGGCAAGACCGGCGUCAUCUACAACGUCACCAAGUCGGCGGUCGGCAUCAUCAUUUACAAGAAGGUCAAGCACCGGUACAUCGAGAAGCGCAUCAACGUCCGCAUCGAGCACAUCCAGCCGUCGCGGUCACGGGAGGAUUUCCUGCGCCGUGUCAAGGAGAACGCUGAGCUGAAGAAGAAGGCCAAGGCCGAGGGCAAGCCGGUGCAGCUCAAGAGACAACCCGCCAUGCCCCGCGAGGCCCGGACGAUCUCCUUCAAGGACAACAAGCCGGAGACUGUCGCGCCGGUUGCGUACGAGACCACGAUUUAAGAGGCCUCGGGUUGGAGUGCUGGAUCUGGUGGGGUUAGAUAUGGCUUGCUUGUUUCUCUCUGCAUGGGGUUCAUCGCGUUCGGCACGGAAGGAUCUCCUGCAUGGAAUUUGGUCUGGGAUGCGGGAGUGCUCAUAGGAAUUAAAAUACCAAUGGCAUGACCAACAGCGGCUCGCAGCACCCUGUCUAUCCGGCAUCGUGCAACUGUGGAGCACAGCCCGGUGCAGGCGACUCUGUGCACCGACGGGAGCUAGCGAUCAUCUUGUUUAGGCCUCAGACAGAUGUCCCGGGCUCGCUCUGGCCCGGGCAUUGCUGCCCACGAGGGCGGCAUGGGACAUCCCAAAAUCAACGGGAAAAAUUUAAGAGCAAGCCGAUUCUGAC